Molecule: messenger RNA, 1491 nt
Organism: Pollicipes pollicipes
Lineage: Eukaryota; Metazoa; Arthropoda; Thecostraca; Pollicipedomorpha; Pollicipedidae
Product: protein arginine N-methyltransferase 1
Exons: 10
Coding region: 116-1210 (364 amino acids)
Biological process (GO): chromatin remodeling; peptidyl-arginine methylation, to asymmetrical-dimethyl arginine
Cellular component (GO): nucleus
Molecular function (GO): histone methyltransferase activity; protein-arginine omega-N monomethyltransferase activity; protein-arginine omega-N asymmetric methyltransferase activity
Source: RefSeq, a predicted model, not a curated record
CGCCGGAGAACACGCGGGUGGCGCGCUGUGUACCUGGGUUCCAUUACCGGCGUCGGGUAUCUAGUCGUAUUGCGAUAUAGGGUUGUGAAGUGUUUUUCACAGAAGUGAAACAACUAUGGCUGAAGUAAUGGAGGUGGUCAACUCGGAUGGCGCUGGUGACGCUGAGGCGCUGAAGGCCAAGAAGGAGCAAGAGAAAGUCGGCUGUGAAGAGAUGACCUCCAAAGACUACUAUUUCGACUCUUACGCCCAUUUCGGCAUCCAUGAGGAGAUGCUGAAGGACGAGGUGCGGACACUCACCUACCGCAACUCGAUGUACCACAACCGGCACCUGUUCAAAGACAAGGUGGUGCUGGAUGUGGGCUGCGGCACGGGCAUCCUGUCCAUGUUCGCCGCCAAGGCCGGCGCCAAGAAGGUGAUCGGCGUCGACUGCUCCAACAUCGUCGACCACGCCAAGACCAUCGUCAAGGCCAACAAGCUCGACCACGUGGUGGAGAUCCUGAAGGGCAAGAUGGAGGAGAUCACGCUGCCCGUCGACAAGGUGGACAUCAUCAUCUCCGAGUGGAUGGGUUACUGCCUCUUCUACGAGUCGAUGCUGGACACGGUGCUGUACGCGCGCGACAAGUGGCUGGCGCCGGGCGGCAUGAUGUUCCCCGACCGCGCCACCCUCUUCAUUACCGCCAUAGAGGAUAGACCGCAAUACAAAGACGAUAAGAUCAACUGGUGGGACGACGUGUACGGCUUCGACAUGAGCUGCAUCCGCGAGGUGGCCGUCUCCGAGCCGCUGGUGGACGUGGUGGACCACAAAACAGGUGCCGCGUGCCGACAGGUGGUGACCAACUCCUGCCUCCUGAAGGAGGUCGACCUGUGCACCAUCAAGAAGGAGGAGCUGGCCUUCUCCGCCCCCUUCAGCCUGCAGGUCCGGCGGAACGACUACGUGCAGGCGUUCGUCACGUUCUUCAACGUCGAGUUCACCAAGUGUCACAAGCGGGUGGGAUUCAGCACAGCGCCGGCCGCCGCGUACACGCAUUGGAAGCAGACUGUGUUUUACUUUCACGAUAGUAUCACGGCCAAGGUAGGCGAGCAGAUCGAGGGCGUGUUCUCGUGCUCGCCCAACCCGCGCAACAACCGCGACCUAGACUUCCACAUAAGCUUCGACUUCCACGGAGAGCUGUGUACUGUCAAAGAUAGCAGGAGCUACAAGAUGCGCUAGCGGGAGCGGCGACCGCCUCCCAGGACGUGCGAUGGCCGCCGCCCGCGAGCCCGCGAGCCUGGCGGCGGCUGCUCGCGCCGGGCUGCCUCCGGCCAGGCGGCGCCGGCCGCUCCGGAUGGCCCGGCGGGCCGCCGCCGCCGCCGCCGCCGCCGGGCGCGUCUCCCCGGCCCGGCUGCUGUGAUGUCGCCUCCACGACCGCCGUCCCCCGCCCCCUUCUUCACCGGACGGCGUGUCACCGCGCGCCGGGCUCGUACUUCGUCAUCAAUAAAUGGAAGACUGAC